GGUCUUGUUGCUGUUGUACAAAUCUCAGUCUGACUCGAAAGACACCUAUCCGCAAUACAUCUCGAAACCCUCUUGGAUCAAGCCUGUCGAGACCACCGCGCUCCUCGUUUCCUCAUUGCGCAACAAGCCGCAGAAGAGGGAGACCCAGCAUGAGAUCAAGCAAGCCGCCCAGGUGUGAACUCUACGACAGUUUCACACAUACACCUCUCACAUACUACUACGCCUAAGUCUUUGGCAGCCGGGACCUUGGUGGCUCUGGAAUUGGUCAUUUCCAAGCCCACGAUCUACGAAAUCGGACAUAUGUUGCUGGGUCUUGGCUUGUAUGAAGUUGUUUUGGUGAUGUUUUAUGGUUUCAUUGGAAAGAAGGCUGCCAGCCGGCAAUAAGAGGUACUAGAGGACUUACGGAGGUUUUGACGCUUGUUGGCUGUCUCCUCUCGAUAAAAAAUGUAAAACAGAUCGAGAACAACACCAAAGCAAACAAGAAAGCAACAAUUAUAUGCCCGACUUUACUUUUUGGUGAAGUGCUGCUUGGCUCAAGGGGCAGAGGCUCGGGUUUGCAUCAUCUAUAGGUGAUCUUUGACUAUCGACACGAGAAUAGGCGACGCUGAGAACGAGACAGCUGUCGAUUCAAGAGACCAAAGGCAUGUAUCCUUACGCUGAGCAGCCUUCCAGGGCACUACAUACAUCACAGUCUGACGCACUGAAUGGUUAUAUAUUGUAUGCAACGUGAGAACAGACUAAAAGAAAGAGAUGAUAGGCGCAGCGGUGACAUCACCAAACAGCCCGGAUCCGCGAUGUCAAGUCGUCCAAAAGUUCUUUCCAUCGAUUUUAAUCUGUUCUCCGACCACAAUUUCGCCUUCAAUAACCAUGUCGGGCAUACUGAACAGGGCGAUCAAUGUGUACGCCAUCCCACAAGACCUCCUCGACUCGCUCGCAGUCCGGUCCAUCGAAGCCGAUCCCAUCACUCAAGAAGAGCCACUCCCUGCUCCCGCCCCGCCACAGCCUCUCGGCACUGGAAUAUUCUGCCAGACCUGUCCUCACGCCGAGUUUGAGACUGUAGAAGAUCAGAGGGCCCAUUUCAAGAGCGAUUGGCAUAGGUAUAAUGCCAAGGUGAAGCUGAAAGGAGGUGGAAAGGUAGUGGGCUUUGAAGAAUGGGGUAACCUCGUGGAAGGUGUGAGCUCUAUCUCAGGAAGUGCUUCCUCCACAUCAGGAUCGGAACAAUCCAAGGUCGCUCGACUGCUGAACAAGCACACCCUUCAUCCCUCUGAGGACGGUUCUUCUGAAGCCGCCGAACUCGCUGAUCGUCAACGGCGAGCCCAUCUUCGAACAGCCAUCAUCUGGUUCUCCCCUACUUCCCCCCUCCCAUCCCUCUCCAUCCCCAAAGAUACCCAAUUUGGUAUUCACCGUGCAUUGUUCCCGCCUUAUGACAAAGCGGGUGAUUAUCUGGAAGAGCUUAAGAGGAUGCAGCUUGGUUCGGAAAUGAGCAAGGCGGUAGAGCCGGAGCAAGAGGGAGAGAGGAGGAUUGUCUUGUUGAUGGUAGCUGGAGGACACUUUGCGGGAAUGGUAGUCGGCUUGCGCCCGAGGGGCAAGAUGGAGAAGCAGGAGGUCAAGGGGGCAGGCGAUGUGCGCGUUAUCAAGCACAAGACGUUCCAUCGAUACACCAGUAUGUCUCAUUUCCAUUCAGGUGAUUUGAACUAACGGAGUGUAGCCCGAAAGAAGCAAGGUGGUUCGCAAGCCCUCAACGACAAUGCCAAGUCCAAGGCCGUUUCUGCGGGUGCCAUGCUUCGUCGUUACGGCGAGACCGCUCUUCAAGAGGAGAUCCGCGCCCUGAUGAUUGACUGGGCAGAGGAUCUCGAGGCAUCUGAACGAAUCUUCAUCCGCGCGAGUACCCAUGGCAAGAAGAGCUUUUGGGGCUACGAAGGUGCUGUGUUGGACAAGGGAGAUGAACGAAUUAGGACUUUCCCGUUCCCAACGAGAAGGCCGACAUUGCAGGAGCUCUUGAGGUGUUGGCACGAGUUGACGAGGGUCAGGGUCUCGCAUCUGAGCGAAGGGGCGUUGAAGGAGCUGGACGAUGCAUACAUCGCUUCGCUCCAGCCCAAGACACAGACGAAAGCCAAGCCUCAGGCUUUGCCAGAGAAGAAGGCUGAGCCCACGACGCCAAAGUUGACGGAAGAGGAAGAAGCGAGGGUAGACAGGGUCAAGAGGCUGGAAGAGAUGGUGAAGAAGGGGCGGAUCAACGCUCUUAGGUCAUUCUGGGAGAAGCACUCUACCGAGUUCUUGUCCCUCUCACCACCCGGCGCCCCGGUACUGGAGGCGGAUGCCCAAUCCGCACUCACCCAGUCCUCCCUCCUCGCCCUCGCCUCAUCUGCUGGGCAGAACGAGGUCCUCACCUACCUGCUCUCCGACCUUCACUUCAACCCCACCAUCCCCUCUCCCUCAGACCCCACUAAACGCCCCUACGACCUCUCUGCCACCAAGGCCACUCGAGACAUCUAUCGCCGAGUGGCGUAUGACAAUCCCGAGCUGUGGGAUUGGAAACUUGCCCGCGUGCCCGAAGGGCUGAGUGAGGAGCAAGAGGCGGAGCAAAAGGAGAAGAAGGCGGGCAGGAGAAAGGGGUUGAAGGACAAGCUGAAGGAGAGGGAGAAGACUAGACAAGAAACGGCAGCGAAGGAAGAAAAGGAAGAAGAGGAGAGGAGGCUAAAGAAGGAAAAGGAAGAGAGGGAGAAGCCGACGAGGAUGGGUGCCAAGGGACCGCAGAAGCUGGGGAGUGCGGGCACUGGCAGUGAAGGGUUGGCGGGGUUGAGCCCAGAGAUGAGGCAGCAGAUCGAGAGGGAACGGCGUGCACGAGCCGCCGAGGCGCGCUUUGGCAGAGGAUAGAAUCGUAGAGUUAUAUAUUGU
Messenger RNA from Cryptococcus amylolentus CBS 6039, 2898 nucleotides. RefSeq lists its product as hypothetical. The transcript has 2 exons. The record is from RefSeq and is a predicted model, not a curated record. NCBI's taxonomy places the organism in Eukaryota, Fungi, Basidiomycota, Tremellomycetes, Tremellales, Cryptococcaceae. Bases 1780 to 2877 code for a protein of 365 amino acids.